AAUACUGCAUGAAGCAUUGGAAGGAGGACUGGUUCUUUGGUUACCAGUGUCUGAACGGCUGCAAUCCCAGGAUGAUCCACAGAUGUAAAAAAAUACCAGAGAACUUCCCUGUCACAGCAGACAUGGUUCAAAGCUCCAUGGCUCCAAAAACCACACUGGACAAUGAAUUUAAGGCAGGAAACAUCUACCUGAUAGAUUACAGCAUCAUGGAUGGGAUUCCUGCCAACACAAUAAAGGGAAAACCGCAAUACAUCACAGCCCCACUCUGUCUCCUGUACCAGCAUCCUGACAGAGGACUCAUACCCAUCGCCAUACAGCUUGCGCCCACUCCUGGAAUAAGCACACCCAUAUUCCUGCCCAGUGACCCACCUCUGGCUUGGCUCUUGGCCAAGAUGUGGGUGCGUCACUCAGAGUUCCAGAUCUUCCAGCUCCUGUCCCACCUGCUCCGGACUCACCUGGUGGUGGAGGUGUACUGUGUGGCGACUCUGAGACAACUGCCUGCUGUGCACCCUGUUUAUAAGCUCCUGGCCCCUCAUUUGCGCUACACCCUGGAGAUAAACUGCAGGGGGCGCACUCAGCUGAUCUCUGCCAACGGCAUCUUUAAACGAGUUGUCUCUACCGGUGGGGACGGGCUGCUGAUCCUGGCCCAAAGAGAGUACAAGGUUCUGACAUACCGCUCCCUUCAGCCCCACUAUGACUUCAGUGACAGAGGAGUCUCUCAGCUCCCAAAAUAUUUCUACAGAGAGCACGCUCUGAUGUUGUGGGAAGCAAUUCACAGUUUUGUCUCAGGUAUGGUGAACCUGUACUACCACACAGACCAUAAUGUGCAGAAGGACCCGGAGCUCCAAGCCUGGUUCAGAGACAUUUCAGAAGAAGGUUUCACUGAGCUUCCAAACUUUGGUCUGCCGAGUAAACUAAGUGACAGAGAAGAGCUGUCCACCCUGUUAGCUGUGGCCAUCUUUACCAGCACAGCUCAGCACGCUGCAACCAACAACGGACAGUUUGACUGGUGUGCCUGGGUCCCCAACACCCCCUGUACAAUGAGACUCCCCCCGCCAUCAGAUAAAGAUGCUGUCACCAUGGAGAUGAUCAUGACCACCCUCCCGGAUGUCAGCCAGUCCUGUGUGCAGAUGGCCAUCACGUGGCAUCUGGGACGAGCUCAACCAGACGCAAUUCCUCUGGGCCAGUACACAGAGGACCACUUCACUGAGGACCAGGCCCUGGAGCUGAUUGACGAGUUCAGAAAGAAGCUGAAGGAAAUCGAGGAGGAGAUCCUGAACCAGAACGCAGGACUGGACCUGCAGUACCUGUUCCUCCUGCCCAGCCGUGUAGAAAACAGCAUCACUAUUUAGAAAAGUUGACUCUUAUCUUUUAGAACAUCAGCAACAUGCUGAGACUCUAUAAUUACAUUCUUCUGACACUUUAUUUUACUCUCUGGGGUGUACUUUUACCAUUUUUAACAGUGAAAGAGCAAAUGACAUCAAGUAGGAGAAACAGUUUGUUUUGUUAAACUUUUGUUUGAUUGUGUGUAGUCAGAAUAAUUUGCAUUUCAUGAUUUAAAAAUCUAUUACAAUAUUUGUAACUAACUUUUAUUUCUUCAUAAGUGAGAUUUUUCUGUAACUGCUGAGUCAUGGAGAAGGAAUAUAAUGCUUCUGUUAAACUGAUCCUGACUUGCCGUCCCACUGUGACUCCUCACUGUUAGCAGGUUUUACAGCAAGUUGCAAACAUUUUUACCAUCUUUGUAUUAUUUCUGCCUUGUUGCCUUACAUACUGAAAUUUAAACAGAUUUUUACUUUGAUUAAUGAGCUGGCACAAAAUCCUUUCAAUGAAAACCAGAGCAUCACCACAUUAUUAUUUCUUAAAGGAAUGUGUGUAAUCUGCCAUCUUUAAGGCAAGAUAUUCAAUCAUCUUAUAAUGAGAAGUAAUGAAGUUAUACUUAUACUGGUCAACCCUUGAAAAUAACCUUAUGAUCUCAUGUAAUGGGGUUAUGUCAUCACUCAGAUAAUGUGUUGUGUUGCCAGCUACCACCACACCAAAUAUGAUCAUAUUAAAGUGCCAGAGACAUUUUGGUGUUGGCCUAAGUUGAUCAGCUGUGGCGGUCAUUUAGAAUUCAUUUAUGCUUAUUAAUCAGCACCAUUUUAGAAGAAAUGUCUUCUCAUGGCAUGAUAGAGAAUAAAAGAACAAGUCCAUAUUUUAAAUCCAGUAGAUUUAAAUGUUUUUUUCUUGUUUUGCACACAAAAACAUCUUAAAAGUGGUAGUUAUAAUAUUUACAUUAGGUACAACAAUCUCCAAACUCCUGUUAUAGUUCAUGUUGUGAGGCAACAAGAUAAAGGGAGUGAAUACUUUUGCAAUCCAAACCCACCACUCAACCAUAGCCAUAAAACCACCACGUCAGGCCCCAGUCUGCUGUGAACUGGAACCAGAACCAGCAUCAUAGAUGGGGUUUCAGAUAAAACAGAAACUUAUUGAAAUAUAUAUUUUUUACUAUAGAUAAUGGUUCCUUCUAUUCUUUUAAGCUUAUAUUACCAAAUGUGUGUGAGACUUUAAAUAAAAACAAACAGAAAACA
Messenger RNA from Austrofundulus limnaeus, 2567 nucleotides. RefSeq names its product arachidonate 12-lipoxygenase (gene alox12). NCBI's taxonomy places the organism in Eukaryota, Metazoa, Chordata, Actinopteri, Cyprinodontiformes, Rivulidae. Gene Ontology annotation, molecular function: iron ion binding; oxidoreductase activity, acting on single donors with incorporation of molecular oxygen, incorporation of two atoms of oxygen. The record is from RefSeq and is a predicted model, not a curated record. Gene Ontology annotation, biological process: lipid oxidation.